CACCCGCUCCAUUUGCAACGGAGCUCCUUACUCUACCUCGACUUGCAACCGACCAAUGGUCGCCGUUUGUUGGGACAUCCAUACCCAUGCAUUCUGGAUACGCUCUUCUCUCCUCCGUCUUGCUCGUCCUCCUGGCGCUCUCCAUCAUCACACUAGUGCCACGCAUGCCAUCACCGCAGUCGUUCUUCCGAUCUCCACCGCCUCGCCUGAUCAACAGUAGGGUUCCUCAUCCAUCCGAUGCCAGCGAUUGUAUUUUCUCCGACGGUAAAUGGGUGAGGGACGCCGCGGCCGUGACUGCUUACCGGGAGGACUGCCCGUUUCUUGACCCUGGUUUCCAGUGCAUCAGCAACGGCCGGAGCAACUCGUCUUUCCGCUACUGGCGAUGGCAGCCUCAUGGCUGCCAGCUCCCGAAGUUCAAUGCAACUGAUAUGCUGGAGAGGAGCCGGAACGGCAGAAUCGUGUUCGCCGGCGACUCGAUCGGCCGUAACCAGUGGGAGUCCAUGGUGUGCAUGCUCGCCGCCUCCGUGCCAGCGGGGAAGUCAAGAAUAUAUGAGCAGUCCGGGAAACCCAUUAGCAGGCACAAAGGGUACCUCGCCAUGGUCUUCGCAGACUACAACCUCUCCGUCGAGUACUACCGCGCCCCAAUGCUUGUCAUGAUCGACCGCUUCCCGGCAAGCAGCGGUGCCGUCAGGGGAGCGGUCCGGCUGGACAUGCUGCCUCGGCACGCCAACCGUUGGGCUGGCGCCGACGUGCUCGUGUUCAAUACAGGGCAUUGGUGGAAUGAGCACAAGACUAUCAAAUCGGGAAACUAUUUCAUGGUUGGUGAUCGGCUGAACAUGAGCAUGGACAUGAAGGAAGCAUUCCGAUGGUCCCUGGAGACAGUGAAAGAUUGGGAGAUAAGUAGUACACGGGUUCCAAAUAGUUAUUUUUUCUUCAGGAGUUAUUCUCCUUCUCAUUAUAGGUCAAAAAAUGACAGCAAUGGCACGUGGAACACGGGUGGCUCGUGUGCUGACCAUCGAGAUCCAGUGACCAGCAGUGACCAAUUCGACGAGGAGUACUCUUGGAUCAACGCCAUGAUCUCGAACGCCAUCGACGGCAUCAGAAGCCACGGUCGAAGGAAAGCCCAUUUCUUGAACAUAACGUACAUGACCGAACUGAGGAGGGAUGGCCACCCGUCGCGGAACCGGGAGCCUGGGACGCCGCAGGACGCGCCCGAGGACUGCAGCCACUGGUGUCUGCCGGGCGUGCCCGACACAUGGAAUGAGGUCCUGUAUGCACACCUCAUGUCAAUGGGAUAUGAUAUCAGGAUACACUAGUACAAAACCCUCGCAGGGACCGGCUGUAUAUGUGCUAUGUGCCUUUUUCCACCUCCACAUGAUAAAAAAAAUAUAAAACUAGCAUAUUUAAACACUAUAGUUGUCGGCUCUUAAAAAAACUGGUAGUAAUAUUGGGUAUAAUUUUAUGCUUUCUAAAUGUUUCUUGAAACUAAAUGAUUUGAAAUGAUGAUGAGAUUGGUAUA
Molecule: messenger RNA, 1519 nt
Organism: Oryza sativa Japonica Group (Japanese rice)
Lineage: Eukaryota; Viridiplantae; Streptophyta; Magnoliopsida; Poales; Poaceae
Source: RefSeq, a predicted model, not a curated record